Etheostoma cragini (Arkansas darter) is the source of this 14908-nucleotide messenger RNA. RefSeq names its product probable E3 ubiquitin-protein ligase HERC1. Bases 177 to 14627 code for a protein of 4816 amino acids. Gene Ontology annotation, molecular function: protein binding; ubiquitin-protein transferase activity. The transcript is spliced from 80 exons. The record is from RefSeq and is a predicted model, not a curated record. NCBI's taxonomy places the organism in Eukaryota, Metazoa, Chordata, Actinopteri, Perciformes, Percidae.
AUCCCUUCUCCGAGACACGAGGUGGCGGUCAUCCAACAGAGUUUGCCAUCAGUGGUGAAAACUCCGGCAAACGAAGAAGAAGUAGAAAGAGGAGAAGGUUUAUAUGAUAUUCACGUCCAAGGGAGACCUCAACGGGACGGGACAGGUCUAGAUCAGAGUGUAGAUAAUGCCCAGACAUGGUGCCUUGUCAGACCCAUGUGUUGCGGAAGUGGCAGGAGCACUUCAAUAGCUCCUGGGCAGCAGAAGACAGUGUACAGACAGCCAGGAGGCAUGGGGCUGCUGUGCUCUACAAUAAGCUCCUUCACAACAAGGAAGUGGUGACUCUGGCCCAACCUGUUCAAGAACUCAUCGGCCCACACCUGCCAGACUUCGAGUGCGAGUCCAGUGCCUCAGCGGAGAAGGAAGAGUACCUGUCAUCCUUGCUUCACAGCCAACGAUGGCUGGCUCAUCGGAUGCUGUCACAAACCUCCUACACCUUGGGCCUCCACCAAAGGCUGGUAGUUCUCCAGAGGAUCUACUAUGCACUUCACAGCAAAUACCAUGACAAAUUUCGUGUGCAGCUGCCCUCCCAGUCCACAGACAGUGGCACCGAAAGUGGGCAACUUGAGCUGGCCUCAGAGCCCUGCCUGCCAGGGGGAGCAUCCAAAGUCAAGUCGGGUACAGAUGUUCUGAUAGAAAUGGGCGUGAGGACAGGUUUAAGUCUGCUCUUCUCGUUGCUGCAGCAGAACUGGAGAUACGCAGCCUCCGUGCAUCCGGAGUCGGUGCUUUGCAAUGACGUGCUUGCCACAGCGUCCUCUGUGCUGACUUCUCUACCACCACUAUCUCUGGCCAAUGAGAAUAAGAUCCCAUCAGUGGGGCUUGACUGCCUGGCACAGGUGGCAGACUUUCUGAAGAAAACAUCAGUGAGCAGCGGGACAGGUGGGGCCGACCCCACCGGUCGGAGGUUAGCGCUGGAGCUACUGCUUGGUCUGGCCAUGCAGAGAGGCUCUCUAAAGUUUCUGCUGGAGUGGGUGGAGGUAGCCUUGGCGGCUUCUGUGUCCUCAUCCACCUCUACACUGUCUUCCUCCUCCUCACUGAGCUCCCAGCACCCAGCUGGUGUGGGCUUCGAUGUCAUCCAUCAAACGCUUCUCCAAAUGAAGCUAUAUUCGGGUUUCCGUGGGGACACAGUCAACACUCAGGUGCUGAAGAAGGAUGCAGAUGGACUUUGUCGACUCUCACAGGCAGCUCUCUGCCUGUUUGAGGAGAUUUGUAACCUAGCAUCCUACUGCCUGUGCUCCUGCAGCACUGAUACAGCAGCUCCUGGUUCAGAGAGUGACACAGUCAUGGUGUAUGUGUGGGGCAGCAACAGCAGCCACCAGCUAGCAGAGGGAACUCUGGAGAAAAUCCUGCUGCCAAAGCUCACACAGGGCUUCAGUGAUGCCCAAAUGAUUGAGGCAGGCCAGUACUGUACAUUUUCAGUAUCAGCAGAUGGUUCAGUGAAAGCAUGUGGAAAAGGCAGCUAUGGCCGUCUUGGCCUAGGGGACUCCAACAACCAGUCCAUGCCCAAGAAACUUGUGCUGGAGCCACAUAGGAACAUGAAGAAGGUGUCCUCCUCUAAGGGCUCCGAUGGGCACACUUUGGCCAUCACUAUAGAGGGAGAGGUGUUUAGCUGGGGUGAUGGAGAAUAUGGGAAACUGGGCCAUGGCAACAGCGCUACACAGAAAUACCCCAAAAUCAUACAAGGGCCACUGUUUGGCAAAGUCGUUGUUUGUGUGUCUGCUGGCUACAGACACAGUGCUGCUGUGACAAAUGAUGGAGAGCUUUAUACCUGGGGAGAAGGCGACUUUGGCAGACUUGGUCACAGUGACAGUCAGAGUCGGAACAUGCCCACACUGGUGAAGGACAUUAGUGGUGUUGGGCAGGUGGCCUGUGGCAGCUCCCACACCAUUGCUGUGGCGCAGGAUGGACGCACUGUGUGGUCCUUUGGUGGAGGGGACAAUGGUAAACUAGGUCAUGGAGACACCAAUCGUGUGUAUCGCCCCAAGGUGAUAGAGGCCCUGCAUGGAUUCAUCAUCAGGAAAGUGUGUGCUGGCAGCCAGUCAUCUCUGGCCCUUACCUCUGCAGGACAGGUGUUUGCAUGGGGCUGUGGCUCAUGUUUAGGAUGUGGUUCCUCUGAGACAACCUCUCUGAGACCUAGGUUCAUAGAAGACCUGAGUAUCACCAAGAUCAUUGAUAUAUCCUGUGGAGACAGCCACUGUCUGGCUCUGACACACGAGAAUGAAGUGUAUGCCUGGGGGAACAACACCAUGGGUCAGUGUGGGCAAGGCCACACUUCAACACCAAUUACCAAACCCAAGAAGGUCAUUGGUCUAGAGGGGGUAUCGAUCCAGCAAAUUACUGCUGGCACUUCUCACAGCCUAGCUUGGACCGCAGUUCCAACUGACAGGCAACUGGUAGCGUGGCACAGGCCUUUUUGUGUUGAUUUGGAAGAGAGCACAUUCACCUACCUACGUAACUUCUUAGAAAGUUACUGUGAUGGCAUCGGGGAUGACACACCCCCUGCCCCAUUCUUAUCUAAAAGGGACCACCAUCAGUUUCUUUUGCUGUGCAUGAAGCUGUUGUCCAUCCACUUGUCCUUGGCUCAUGCUGGGGGCACUGGUGCCAUGGUUUUGGGGGCUCAGGGCAGGCCCCUCAGAAACCUUCUCUUCCGGCUUAUAGAUACCAAUAUGCCAGACUCCAUACAACAGGCCGUUUUGAACACACUGUCCAUUGGUGCAUCCCUGCUACUUCCUCCACUAAGGGAAAGGACAGAACUGCUUCUGUCCCUCCUUCCUCAGGGCCCUCAGAGCUUGAAUGUCCUCUCCAAAGGACAGCGUCUGCAGUUAGACAUGGUCCUCAGCAGCCUUCAGGAUCAGAGCCAUAUAGCUUCUCUACUAGGUUACAGCAAUUUUGGGGAGGUGACAGCCCUGGUACCCCCUUUGACACCCGCUAUGUCUGUCGGCCCACCCUCCACAUCCAGCUCUGUUUUGGCGUACGACCCUCUGCACUUAGCAGAGGUGCUGCUCAGAACCCUGCUCCUCAGCAUAGGCUUUUACACGGAAAGGGCAUUUGGGGAACUAGAGAAAAACAGUGACAAGCAGCUAUCAAGUGAUAGCCAGGGACACACUGAUCCUCCCUGUCACUUCCAUCAGCUGCUGUCUGGACUUCACAGACACCUGCUUGGCCAUUGCUACAUCCAUUCCAGCCCUGAGGAUGACAGCAGUGUCAAGCUGCUGCGUGAGCAUCUUUACCUGCUUCUUCCCUGUGCUGCUGAAACACUCCAGAGAUCCACCAAACUGUUGAAGGAGAGUUCCCUGGAUAAACAACUAAUCAAGAAACUGCACGUGGUGUUGUACAACUCAGUGGCUGGCGGCCUGCUGUGCCAAGUAAUGUACUCCUUGUUGCUGCUGCCCCUGGGCACAGUUCAACCCCUCCUGAGCCAUUUACUGGCAUUGUUGGAACAACUCAAUGAUUUCAACAGGUUGCUGCCAGAGAAAGGCUUCCUGGAGCAACAAGAACUGGGGAUAGAGGCUCAGAAAACCUGUUUUGAUAAAAGUCAAGAAAACACAUGCUUUGGACAGCAGCAACAGGAGGAGGAGUGCAAGUGGGUCUGGCUGUUGGACCUAGAACGGUCUGUUGCAUUGGCAGUCGGCCGUUGCCUUGGUGGUAUGCUGCAAGGGCCGCCGCCCUCACUCCAGGAGAAAACGUCAGAGUUCUGGCUAUCAAAUGUCCUCCUCAGGAAUGGGCUUGAGAUGGAUUUUGAACAGCUGGAAUCGAGCAUGCCAUGGCUGACUGAGGUGGUGCUGCUGGGCAGUAGUGAUACCAGGCUGGCAGAGCUCAGUCUGAAUGAGGAAACCAGUACUUUACUGGAACUGGCCCUGGGAACCUCCAGAGGACCUGCAGGUGGCCUGUGGCGAAAUAUGGAGGAGUAUGCUCACAGCAAAGAAUGGGAGAGUGGAGGCUUUUCUGGCGACUGUUUGCUGCAGACUGUCUGUCGCUGCAGUCUGGCUGCUCUUCUGAAACACACUGGACUGCAGAAUGAGGCCUGUUGGCAGGACAGAUAUGAGCCCUGUGAGACGCUAUUAGACGUCUAUGAAGCGGUUUAUAAAAUCAGAAGCACUCUGUUGGCCCAUAAAAACUUGCCAAGGAUGUCACAGGUCCAGACUGCAGUCAAACAGACCGCUCAAUCUCCCCAAAGUCCCGAUGCAGACAGACAAGAGCCGGGAACCUCAGUGCUGCAGGAGGGAAAGCAUCCUGAGCAGCAGUUAGGUCAGUGCAGCCAGGAGGUGCAGGUGCCCCCACCCCCCACAGCAAACCACAACCAUGAAGAGGUUGCAGAGGAGGAGACCUUUGGAAACAGUCGUAUGUACCUGUCAGAAGUCCUAGAAUCGUUCAUGGCCACCCGGGAGGCAAUGAAUGUACAGCAGAACGUGACAGUGUAUGAAUCCUUUGGCACUUCCACCCUCCCCAGCAGCAUGGAGAGCCCAGUCAGCCCAGAGAGGGAGCUGGAUCCCAAGCAGCAGUGGGAGAAGCAAAGGGAAUCUGAGGAAAGCUUAGGCUUCCCUGAUGCCUGCCAUCUGGUGGUGUCACGCUGUCUCUUCCUCCUGCUGGGGGUCAGGCCUGCUUGUGUGGAACCCAGCGAAAAUGAGAACAGUCAGGCUACUGGAGCAAGGAAAUCAACAACAGAAUUCCUAAUGAUGGCUGCUGAUGACCGAAAACAGUCUGACCAAUCCAAACACUCAUUGGGAUCUUCCAAGAAUAAAAUGGGCUUACCUCUGUGUUCUCUGGGCAUCAUGAAAGACGCUUGGGAUCGCCUGCGGCAGUGUAUUAGCCCGACCACCAAUAUGUCCCACUAUGGCAACAACACGUUGCCUAUUCUUAACCAGGUGUUCCACUUUGUCUGUGGAGGCCUAACCCACGUGUCAUCCCCCUCACCAACAUUGCCGGGUGGACAGACUUCUAGUCAAGCAGAUCCGAAGGCCAUUACUUGUGCUAUACUCCAGCAGCAACAGAGGGCUGAGCUGCGUCUGGAGGCCUUGUGUCACAUGUCAUCCUUCCUGUCUAAGAGCGAGGAAAAGAGCAGUGGGUUCACUGUCUCCCCUCGGUUUCCUGCAUUGUUGCAGUCCGUGCAGCUUCAGUUCCUCUCAGGAUGCUUUGCUUUGGGAACGCAAAUAAUUGGCUGUCACUCUGGAGCUAAUUAUGAGAUGCAGCAUUACAUGUCUGGUACGCAUUCAGCUUCUCUGGAUACGCAAAGAGAACUACAAUCCGCAGCCCACAUGUUCUACCAGCAGGUAGUGCGUGUCCUCAAACAGAGAUUCCUGUUGGAAAGAGAACAUCCAGGUUCCUGCCAGCACCUUCUCCUAGCUACAAUGUUUGCAUUAAAUUUCUGCUACCAACCAGCGGACUUGGUGUUGGUCAUCAAAUGUGGCAUCCUGGAAAUUCUUCCCAUGCUGACCAACAACAGCUGUGCACUGAUGAACCAGGGUUGGUUUGCAGCCCCCAAAUCUGGGUCCAUGCUGCUAAGUGGGGCUGUUAGACUAGCUUGUGCCCGCCUGCUUCAGAUAUUGACUGUGGCUGCAAGCUCCUGUGAGGAUUUGCUGCCUAUGGAUAUAUCCCAUGCUCUGAUGGAAGUCAUGUGUGAGCAGCUACAAAAUAUCGUGUAUACUUUCCACCAACAGCAGAUAGCAGAGAGAGGAACAGCUGAGAGAACAGAUCUGGACUCCAGCAGCAAGAGCGCAAAUCAAAUUGGAGUGGAAAGCAGCAAAGUGGUUGAAUCUCAGCUUGCAGAUUUCUUGGUGUUUCUGAGGCGUGUACUGUCAUUAAGAGUAAUGAAAAGGCUUUCUACUUUUGUCAAAUGGAGUGAUCCACUCUUGACAAUAAUUUCACACAAGUGCUCUUCAGGAUCUCCAUGCUUCCAGAACCUUCGCACUAAGCUUUUGGCCUUCCAUGUUUUAGAAAGACUGUUACCCGCUUGUUCUGAAACUGUUCAAAUUCAACAGAUUGUAAAACAGCUCUUUCAGCUCAUGUCUGUUUAUAUGUGGAAGGAACCACUGGCUGAGAAGAACCACGAGGAGAUGGCUGAAAAAGAAAAGGGGAACCCUGGCAGCCAUGAUGAAUGUAUUCCCAUUGGAGAUUUUUCCUUUGACCCACACAAGAUAAUCUGUUGUUCUUUGGAGAGUGGGAACAUCCUAUCUCAUGGCUCAGGAGGGAAAGGUUACGGCUUGGCAACCACUGCCAUCACAUCUGGCUGUUUUAUUUGGAAGUUCUACAUUACCAAAGAAAAUAGAGGCAAUGAGGGAACAUGUAUUGGCGUGUCACGCUGGCCAAUCAGAGAUCACAACCAUCACACCACCAGUGACAUGUGGCUGUAUCGUGCCUAUAGUGGCAACCUGUACCAUGGGGGGGAACUGGUCCGCACACUUCCUUCAUUUACCCAGGGUGACACCAUCACCUGUAUCCUGGACAUGGAGGCUCACACCAUAUCAUUUGCUAAGAAUGACAAGGAGCCAAAGUUGGCUUUUGAAGGUGUGGUUGCCUCUGAACUUUACCCCUGUGUGUUGUUCUACAGCAGUAAUCCUGGAGAGAAGGUGGCACUACGUGACCUCCAGAUGCGAGGCAUGCCCAGUAAUCUUCUUCCCGGGGAGCCUCUCUGCAGUCCUCGGACCACGGUGCUGCUGGAGUCAACGGUGCACCUUCUCCGUCGGCUCCAUCAAUGUGACCAGUGGGCCUCGCACAUCAACCAACACAUCCACACCCACCUGGAGCUCAUUGGUCCCCUGCUGAAAGAAGAUGACUUAGGAAGCUUCAAUCCAGGCCUUAGUCCCACACACUUUGAGAAGAAAGAGAAUGAAAGAGACCCAGACGUUGCUGUUGAUGACACAGGGGAAUUGUUGGCACAUCGGCGGCCCCUCUCAGAGGCCAAGCUAGCUGCACUUUGCACUGAAGUGUGGCCGGUACUGGCUCUGAUUGGAGGAGUGGACAGUGGUCUCCGUGCUGGAGGUCUGUGCCUGCACAAGCCCAGUGGGCGCAGGGCCAUUCUGCUGGGAGUCCUGAAAGAAGGAAGCUCCCUGGCCAAGCUUCAGUGGGAGGAGGCGGAUCUCUCUGUCAGCUCCAUGAAUUCUUGGUCACCCAGCGACACGCCGAUCAUCUCAUUGGAGCCCUGUGACAUAUCCUGCUGCGAUGUCACCCCACUUGGACGCCUCAAACCCACAGUGUUGUUAGACCUGAUUUAUUUGAUGGGGCUGCUGGAGGAGCAGGGAUGGCUGGGGGCUCAUCCAGCCUCAAACCCUAAAAGCGAAAACUCAGAGGAGAACAUUGAAGAGAGUGAGAUGGUCGAGCCAGACCCCUUCCCAUCACCUUCCUCAACCAAAGAUGCCACAAAGAUCGGUGACCAUCAUGAGUUGACCUGUUUUCCCCAACCUUCCCAGACAUCCCAAACCUCUAAAGUGGAUGUUUUUGCACAUGAACUGAGAGCAGUUAGGGUUUCAUACCUUCUUAUUGGAGCUUUGAAAUCCCUGACUGUCAUUUUUAGUUGUGAGAAGCUGUCAGAUUUGCUCUUAGUGCCUAAACUAUACCCUCCCAACUCCUCAAUUAGUCCGAUGUCUAGCCCAAACCCUGACCAGGCAAAGGCGAGCAGCAAACAGUGGGAUGAGAGUGCUGAGCUGAGAUCGGUGCUGCAGUAUGUGGUGCAGAGCAUGGUGAAGUGGGCAGUCAGGCCUUGCCCCAUCAAACAGGGCGUGUCUCUUGUAGACCUGGAAAGGGCUCAGAUCAUGAUCUACAAAGGUGCCCUUAGCAGACUGCAGGAGGAAAAAGAACACAAAGAAUCUGGCCACACUCAGCCUAUUUCUAAGUCCUCCAGCUCCGUGUCCUUGUACAGCGCGGGUUCAGAAGGCACUGCCAUCUUUGGCCAAUCAAGCAGAGCCUCUGCCUCAUCCUCUAACACUGACUUGGCAUCCUCUCUGCCAACACACCUGCAGGCGGAUGGCCUUGAUAAUUUCAACCCUUUCUUUCCCAUCAGCCUUCUCCAGCACAUGGUCUUAACUCGGUUCCCCACGCUUACCGGCCUGGUUAGCGCUCCCCCCGUGCUGCACCCUUGCUUCAGCCUGGCCAGCUCUGCUUCUUGCGAUGCCUUUACAGAGCAGCAGACUAGCUUCAUGGAACCAGGUCCCUGCAGCACACAGGCCAGAAGCAGCCUGGAACGGACACAAAUGUUUGUCACCAGUCGGUUGCUAGAAAUGGGAUUCUCUAUGAGACAUAUCUACUGGGCCAUGGAGAGAGCAGAUGUAGCAGGUCACUUGGACUCUCAAACCAUUGAGGUGUUGGCCAGCUGGAUGCUGGAGCACCCCCUGACAGAGGAGCAGCAGGCAGCUGAGGCAGUUAGACCCGAGGGUGCUCCUGACACCCCGUCGUCAGAUGGGCCAGAGACAGUGCAAUGUCCUGAGCGAUCCACCAGUCAACCCAAUGAAAGUCUGUUGCCUGGGCUUGACUGGAUAGAGAGAGAAAACUUCUUGGAUGUCCACCUCACUAGGAACAGACCUCCUCCAGCACGGCGGCGGCGCUCAGGCCCAAGUCAAAGGACCUCUUUCCGAAGGGCAGCAAACACCAUCUUUUCAGACUUGCCAUCACCCAACCCCCUCCCGCAGCUGUACCAGCAGCACACAUCGGUCAGCGACUGGCCAGAGCAGGUGGAGUUUCAUCCCUUCUCUGCUGAGGAGUCAGAGUUGGGAUACAUGGAUGACCCAUACAAUGAAGAAACUUAUGAGGACCUGCUCACCCCUUCAUUCUUCAGCUUGGAGAGAGACGCGCUCCAGAUAGUGGAGGUCGGAGAAGAACAUAGUCAGAUGGUGAAGUGUGAGCUGUGCAACACCUUCACCCUGCAAUUUAACAAUCACAUAAAGCGCCGUCACCCAGGUUGCGGUCAGAGUGCUGCACGUAAGGGUUACGACAGCACCGGGGCCUAUGUGGAUGUCUGGUUCAAAGGGGAGUGUGGCUCCAACUUCCCCUUCUACCUUCUCUGCAGCUCCUGCAGAGAAAAGUAUCUGGCUGCAAACCUGAGCGACUCAAGUUCUAAAUACGAAAGGAUUAAAGGUCUGACAUCUGAUUUGAUUGGCCAAUUAGACAGCACUUCUGAUGAUGAUUGGGAAAUGAGCCACCAAGAUGAGUGUGACACAGACAAGCUGACAGGACUGGAGGACUUUGGGCUUUUGCUGAGACCACUUGGGCUGACUGAAAAUAAGCUGGUGCCAGACCCCAUUGCCUUCACUGAGCCAGAUCCCCUUGGAGCCCUGGUUUACAGCUCAGCUGACCAUACAAGAGCAGGAGCUACCAAAGGGAAUGCCCUUGUUGAGCAGAAGACCUCUCUGAGCCUUGGACAGCAGGCAGUAUCACUGAGGGACUCUCAUGAUAGACUAAAAGCUUUAAGGAGAGUCACCUCAACAGCCCAGAUCUUGCUAGCUUACAGCAUGGUGAUGAGAGCACUGUCUCAGACUGCCUCCAGUGCAUCAGUUUGCAGCCACUCUAACGGACUAGAGUCCUUGGGUCUGGCGGAUAUCCGCAUCCUGGUUCGUUUAAUGACUCUAGCAGCAGGGGGCAGGGCUCACUCCUGCGUAGACAGACAGUCCGGUUUGAAGGGGUUGGCAAAAGAGGGCAACAACUCCACGUGCCUCAGCUUCCUUACCUCAGCCAUCGGCAGUGUGGUGACCCAAAGCCCCACUGCUUACAGGCAGCUAGUGGAAAUAUGCACUCAGGACCUGAUUUCAGCAGCUACAGGGAUGAAUAUUGGGGCCAUCAGUGACCCGCAGCAGAGAGAUUGUCUGAACUCCAGUCUAACAGCUGCAGCCCAGGGAGCCCAGCAACCGAAGGUUUACAAUGAUCAGACGCCCCCUACAUUCUUGGUCACACAAAAUCUGGUGUCCCUGCUCACUGAAAAGGGUGUUCACUGCUACAGCCCAGAUAAGGCAGAACAUGAGGCUAAUGAUACAGGAAACCAAGGGGUGUCUUCUUCGUCCUUGCCUCCUUCCCCUUUACCCCACCUGAGUGCCAGAGUGGGCCCUCUGGAGCUGGCUAAUGCGUUGGCUGCUUGUGUCCUGUCUGCCAGGCUGACUAGUAAACACCGCCGCUGGGCAGCACAGCAGCUGGUGCAGGCUUUGGCUGCCACAGGAAGGGACAGUCCUAAUAGGCCCCAAACAUACAGCGACCUGGCUGGCGAGUUGCGCAAAAGUCCUCUCAAGAGGCUGGAAGGACAUUACAACAAGGUGACCAGCUGCUCCUGGAACAACGACCAAUGUUUGCUGGCUACAUGCUCUCAGGACAAGGUGGUGCAACUGUGGAGCAUCGGCCAGAACACUGUGGAGUUACAGACCACCUUCUCCUGCAUUACCAGUAAGACGGACCGAUCAAGCAGUGAGAGGGCUGCUAGAUCUCAUCACAUGUCUCCUGUAUACUGGAGUACAGGAGGAAACUUUUUGGCCGCCCCAGAGAACAAACACAUCAACAUCAUGAACAUCAGGGGAUCUCACUGUCAUGUGGAGGCUCAGUUGUCUCGGGUCACAGCCCUCUGCUGGGCUCAGACCUUCAGCUUGUGGACUCUUGACCAGUCAGUGGCCUGUAAGAACAGACCUGCUGAGAGCCUGUUGGUAGGACGGCUGGAUGGCUCCCUCUGCUGGCUGCAGGUCACGAUGCAGCAAAUAGACCUGAAUGUAAAGAGCACCGAACUCACCCAUUGCCACAGAAAAGAGGCUCCCCAGUGUGUUGCCUGGCACAGUGAGGACAAGCCUUUCGCAGUGGGCUACUCCAAUGGAAAGAUCCUUUUAGCCUCAACUGCGGUCUAUGAGAAUGAGCAGCCCGUAUUGCUGUCUGUCUUCCAGGAGGGUGUAAGUUCUCUAAAAUGGGACCCCACAGGACACUUACUGCUCUGUUUGGGUAGGUCAGAGGUAGUAAAGAUACUGGAACGCUCUGGGGCCACUUGGGUGACCCUACACUCCCUCAUUCACAUCAGCACCGUGAACAUAGCUGAAUGGUGCCCACUUGCCGGCAGAGCACCGGAUCCCAGGCUCAUGGUGGCUGUAGGUUGUCAGAAUGGCUCUGUGCAUGUCUGGACACUGCCACAGGGGGGUACUUUUGUGUCUUUGCCCAACAUAUUGAACACCCAGGGCCAGGCUAAAAGCACUGAUGUUAAGGUCAGUUUGGAUCUGCUGUUGGAGUUCCUUUUUGCAGCUAUGAUUAUACUAAAAACUUUAAAUCAAGAGCAUACAAAGCGUGUGUUUGUACUUCAUGGCCACAUUACAGCAGUGAAGUCCUUGUCAUUUUGCUCCAGUGGAUUGGCUCUGGUCUCUGGAGGGAUAGGAGGUCUGCUCAACAUCUGGUCCUUACAGGAUGGUUCAGUUUUGCAGACUGUUACAGGUUUGGGUUCAGUUGUCAAUACUACCUGGAUACCAAACUUGGGUGUGGCCGCCUGCUUUGGGAGGUCAAAGGAUGUUUUGUUGAUCUGCUGCACCCCUGACUGGAUCAGUCAAAAUCAUGUGCUAGCUUCCUGUCGUAUGGUCCUCAGAAGCCAGAACAUCCUGGGUCUAAAUCGGGCCCCUUGUUUAGCUGUCUUUCUGGAAAGACUGCCCAUGCUGUUGCAGGAGCAAUACAACUAUGAGCGGACCCAUGUGGCAGCCGGUGACCAGCUAGUCCACAGUGCCUUUCUGCAGAGCCUGGCCUCCUUGACUGUUGGUUUGUCCUUAGAGAAACACCUGUGCCGUUACCCACGCCCUCCACACCACAUCAGUUCUGAUGCCCACUCCUGCCCGUCAGAGUGGAGCUGGCUUUCCACUUAUGCCACCACUGUCCAGAGCGCUGAGGCUAUUUCCAGUGGUACUGCCUUCCCAGAAUCCUUCAAUCUUUCAGAGUUUCAGGAGGGGGACGUCACUGAAAUCACCAAGGCACUUGACAAUAGUAAGUGGAGCUUUAGGAUGGAUGAACAACUGAUGUCAUGGGCCACCACCAGACCAGAGGACUGGCAACUAGGGGGAAAGAGUGAGGUGUACUUGUGGGGGAACGGACGUUACGGACAGUUGGCAGGAAUGGGAACCAAUCUCAUGAUGCCUACUCUUGCACCCUCUCUCUUACAGACGCAACAGGUUGUGUGUGGACAGAACUGUUCCUUCCUGGUUCAGUCCAAUGGGACAGUACUGGCUGUAGGGGAAGGACAGUAUGGCAGACUGGGCCAGGGGAAUUCUGAUGAUCUCUAUGUCCCCACUAUCAUCUCUGCUUUUCAAGGGUAUGUGGUGACUCAGCUGGUGACGUCCUGUGGAUCCGAUGGACACUCCAUGGCCCUGACUGAGACUGGGGAGGUGUUCAGUUGGGGAGAUGGAGAUUUUGGAAAACUGGGCCAUGGCAACAGUGAAAGGCAAAGGAGACCUAAACAGAUAGAGGCCUUCCAAGGAGAGGACAUCAUUCAGCUUGCUUGUGGUUUCCGACACUCAGCUGUGGUAACAGCAGAUGGGAAACUGUUCACCUUUGGCAGUGGGGAAUCUGGUCGUCUGGGUCAAAGGUCAACAUCCAACAAGACAUUGCCUGAAAGGGUGACUACUCUAGAGGGGUAUCAUGUGGGACAGGUGUCCUGUGGUCUCAACCACACACUAGUGCUAUCCCUCGAUGGCAUGGUUGUGUGGGCUUUUGGAGAUGGGGAUUAUGGCAAAUUGGGAACAGGUUCCUCUACAGCAAAAUACUACCCUCAGAAAGUAGAGCAGCUUUGCAACAAGGGAAUUAAGAAGGUCAGUUGUGGAACUCAGUUCUCUGUGGCAUUGGCCUCUGAUGGACAUGUUUACACAUUUGGACAAGAGCGUCUGAUCGGCCUGCCGGACUCUAUGCUGAAGAAUAAAUCCUGCCCCCAGGUGGUACCGUCAUUGGAGGGGCUGUUUAUAGAAGACAUUGCCGUGGGCUGUGAACAUGUGCUCGCCCUGUCUUCCACUGGAGAUGUUUAUGCCUGGGGCUGCAACAGCGAGGGACAGCUUGGCCUUGGACACUCCAACCCAGUCAAGGAGCCCACGCUCAUAACAACCCUCCAGGGGAAAAACAUCAGACAGAUCUCUGCAGGCCGCUGCCACAGUUCAGCAUGGACCACCCCCUCUACCUCGAUGAAAAACUCAGGUGGCUCUGGAAGUUUCCAGCUAGGACUUCCCCAGUCUGUUCCUCCCCAGUACAACACUCUGAAAGACUGCAGUCCCAAGGUCCUCAGCAUGCGCCUCAGGGUACUCUACCACUUUUCUGAUCUCAUGUACAAGUCCUGGAGGCUGCUCAACCUGGAUGCCAAGAAUCCGGUGUCACGCUAUAGUUCAGGGACGACAGCCAUCCUCCGGGGUGAUCUCAGAGGUCUUCUAUCACCCAAGGUCAACACUCUGCCUCUAGUACGCUCCAUUGGCAGAACAAUGACCCAGGGCAAAACAUAUGGGCCACAGAUCACUGUAAAACGAAUUUCCACAAAAGGGCGUUCGAGCAAGCCCAUCUUUGUGCAGAUCGCAAAGCAAGUGGUGUCCCUGAAUCCUCUGGAGCUGCGGCUUCCAUCCCGAGCCUGGAAGGUCAAGCUUGUCGGAGAGGGAGCUGACGAUGCCGGAGGGGUGUUUGAUGACACCAUCACUGAGAUGUGCCAGGAGCUGCAGUCUGGUGUGGUGGAUCUUCUGAUUCAUACUCCCAACAGCUUUGCAGAUGUGGGCAGUAACACUGAUAGGUUCCUUUUGAACCCAGCAGCACUCUCAGAAGAUCACAUAGUCCAGUUUCGCUUCCUGGGCAUCCUCAUGGCUGUGGCUAUCCGCACUAAGAAACCUCUGGACUUACACCUGGCUCCUUGGGUGUGGAAACAGCUGUGCUCGAUGCCAUUGGGAGGGCCUGACCUAGAGGAGGUGGACCUGCUCACCUACCGCACCCUCCAAGGCAUCCUUCACUUGGAUAACAGUGGAAUCACAGAGGAUAACUUCCAUGUGAUGAUUCCACUAGACUCGUUUAUGGCCCACAGUGCAGAUGGAAGGCUGGUACCUAUAGUUCCUGGAGGUCAAAACAUCUCCCUGACUUUUGCCAACCGGACUGAAUAUGUGGAGAGAGCUCUGGACUACAGGCUGCAUGAAAUAGAUUCACAGGUGGCAGCAGUCAGAGAGGGCAUGUCCACUAUCAUCCCUGUGCCCCUCCUCUCCCUGCUGACAGCACAGCAGCUGGAGCAGCUGAUCUGUGGCCUCCCAGAGGUCUCUGUUGAGAUGCUGAAGAAGCUGGUGCGUUACCGUGACAUCACCGAGAGCCACCAGCUUAUUGGUUGGUUUUGGCAGAGCUUGGAGGAGUUCACCAAUGAGGAGCGAGUGCUGUUCCUACGUUUUGUGUCUGGCCGGUCCAGGUUGCCUUCCAACCCAGCUGAUAUCACUCAGAAGUUUCAAAUCAUCAAGGUUGAUAGGCCUGUCAAUGGCCUUCCUACUGCUCAGACCUGCUUUUUCCUGUUUCGUCUGCCCCCGUACACGAGCCAGGCCAUCCUUGCAGAGCGUCUGCGUUACUCCAUCCACAACUGCCCCUCCAUCGACAUGGACAACUACAUGCUGAACCACAACACCGACCCAGCAGACAGCUCUGACACCGAGGACUGAAGAGGCCGGCUGUGGUCAACCUGGUGAUGAAUGUAUCUUCUCUCCCAUGCCAUGCACAUUAUGCACUGAACACAGAUUUGUAUUUGCCAAACCUGUGUAAAAGGUAGUGUACUGUUUAUAUGUUGGUUGAUUUAAAGAUAUGUGUAGUUAUAGUUUUCCAAAUGUGCAAGGUGUUGUAAUUAUUGCAGUGCUUACUCUGAAUCCAAACUACUGGUAUACAGAAAAAGAUUUUUAAAUAAAAUAUAUAUAAGUUAAUAAGCCACAAUAAAGGAGUUAAUGUG